Molecule: messenger RNA, 429 nt
Organism: Menidia menidia (Atlantic silverside)
Lineage: Eukaryota; Metazoa; Chordata; Actinopteri; Atheriniformes; Atherinopsidae
Source: the annotation of a GenBank genome assembly
UUGCAUGCAAACGCCGUGUCCGUGGGCUCUCCGGUUCUCAUCAUGGGCAUCAUCAUGGGAAUCAUGACCCAGCCAGAUGGGUCGGCCUACAUCGUCAACCUGGACGGAGAGCUGAGGAGCAACCUGCACCUCCCCCAUGAGACCACCUUCUCCCACGAGGUGGAGUCCAUAGGUGAGAGCAUCCGGAAGCUGGAGGGUUCACUUCAGAGUCCUGAGAGGCUCACCGAGCUCCACUUUGUGCUCCCAGUGUAUUUAGAUGACACGCUGUUGGCUGUGUGGCGCCACGGCUGGCACCGGAGGGGGAAGGGCUUCUCAGAGACCCUGGAGGAGAUAUCCGACCACCGGAAGAUCUACAAGAUGGUGAAGUCAGACAGGUACGGCACACCUUCAGGGCUCAGCUGGCCUCGGAUGACGGGUCUGCCUCUUUAA